CUAAAACAUAAUACAGUGCAAACAAACCAAACCAACCACCCACAGAUAACAGUACAUACAAGCAAGCGUCGUCAGGCAGGCCGGGUCAAUAUCAAUAGGGCAGGUAGGUACAGGGGGAGCAAGCGGAGAUGGGUCGGGGUCACAGGCCAGGUUCAGCAGGUAGCAAGCAGCGUGGUACAGAGGGUCAGGCAGAGGGAUGGUCAGGAGCGAGCCGGGAUCAGAGCAGGAGAAGUCAGCAGCGGUUCAGAUCAGGCAGGGUCAGCAAAGGAACAGAAACAGGAUGCAGGACAGAUACAGGGCCCAAGACAAACACACCAAGGCAGAGUCUGCAAGUCUGGCCAU
This is a messenger RNA of Staurois parvus, 342 nucleotides long. Lineage: Eukaryota; Metazoa; Chordata; Amphibia; Anura; Ranidae. The record is from the annotation of a GenBank genome assembly.